Micromonas commoda is the source of this 3837-nucleotide messenger RNA. RefSeq lists its product with no specific name. Gene Ontology annotation, molecular function: methyltransferase activity. The transcript has 4 exons. NCBI's taxonomy places the organism in Eukaryota, Viridiplantae, Chlorophyta, Mamiellophyceae, Mamiellales, Mamiellaceae. The coding region runs from base 1 to 3792 and encodes 1263 amino acids. The record is from RefSeq and is a predicted model, not a curated record.
AUGAAGAUCGUGACUUUAUUCACCGGCAUCGGCGGUCUAGAUUUAGGGUUUUCCCAAGCUGGUCACGACGUGAUUAUGCAAGUUGAAAGUGACGAGCGUUGUGCAUCAGUGCUAAAAACACAUUUUCCUGGUGCACGCCUACAUCGUGACAUUAGCAGCCUCGAAGAGCUUCCCGCGGAAACGGAAGUACUUGCAGCAGCCGUCCAAUGGCCUGAACAAGAUCUUGACGAAAGGAUAGACAAGUCUUCACGAGAGCAGAUCUGGCUUCCUGCUUCCCGAGCAUCGGUCAUGGCUGAACACGCCCAUAUAUUUCGCCUCCUCGCAACCUGUGCAGUCCCUUGGGUUGUUCUAGAUAUUCCAGUUGCGCUUCUUGAAUGGACCACUGCAGCUAUUCCAGCACGGCCCCCUCAUUUAGCGAAUCUGGUCAAGGACCUCGAAUUUCUCGGCUACAGGUGGGCGUAUCGCGUAGUCAAUCUUCUAGGUUUUGGCCUGCCUCAGCGCCGCCAUCGCAUAUUGCUCGUCGCCAGUGUGCACGGUGAUCCACGAGAUGUGAUCUUAUCGCAAUUCAAUCAAUGUCGUGGCGAGUGUGCCGGGAAAGGGCUGAAGGAGUGUUAUAAGUGUUUUACCACCGAUCCACAAUAUGAUGAGCCGUCAAAGAUGGCAGCAUGCGUAGACCUUUUGCAGAAGCGCCGCCCACCCACUCUACAUGAAACAGAUUCCCUCACCCCGAGAAACGCCCGUCGUGUCUGCAUUGUUCGUGAAGAUUUGAAAUCUGCCAGCAUGUUAUCGGUUGCCGAUGCCGAGCGUUUGAUGGGCUUUCCAGAAGGUUGGACGAGAGCCCGCGGAUGUUUGAGUGGAUUGGCAUCUACAAAGGUUCAUGCGGAGCUCAGAAGACAGGACAUCGAAACUGAUUCUCCCAAGGAUACGUCGAUGGUGGGAGAUAUGCCAAGGCGGAAUCUAGUCAAGAAGUGCAACAAUCUGAUCGCACCUGAUUCUGCAACUGAUGUUCUGGGAACCCAUUAUUCGACCAAGGAACAUUUUCGCCGUGGGUCCGGAGAUGACCGUUAUCCACGUUUUUCAUUCGCAAAACCGUGCUCACCAGCGUCCGCUUCAGUGGAAGUUAAUUUGCAAUCUGCAAAUGUGCAGACAGACACUUGCUCCAAUGCUGAAUAUAUUGAACAUGAAGUCACUGGAGGGGAGAUUGGCGAAGAAAGUAUGAUUACACCAGAGGAGGCAUCGAGGAUCAUUCGAAUGUUUCUCCUUGUCACGGCAAGUGCUGUGCCGAUGGCGAAAUGGAUCGGAGAACAGCUAAAUAACCCCUACAAUGUAAAGUUCCAGAACUGGCAACUUGGUAUCCCGUUUCACAAAGAAAUUAUCGGAGGGCUUGAUGCUCCUGAAGGACGAGCUUGGCCUCGUGCUGCGUGGAAUGUACUUACCCGCAGCAGAACAGGAGCAGAACUCGAGCAGAUGGUUUGGAAUGGCCGACAUGCGUUGCGCGAUUGUUCUGACACGCCACUUUGUGUACCAUUUACUCCUCUUGGUGAAUUUUUGCCGCACAAUGGAGUCGCGCCAUCAAAACAGGCUGCAUCUGCUUACGUCACUGCCCUCCAGAUAUCGCAUUUUGACAUUCCCGAUUUCGUCAUUAAUAUCCUUGACCCUUGCGGCGCUGUGACUACAGCGAACGCAUCACGACGAGGUAGUGAGAAACCCCACUGCACCGAUUUGAUCCGCCUUGAAAAUCUUGCCGAGCUCGCCUCGGCGCAACCCUCAAUUUUCCCAUUUAUGGAUGUCGGCAAAGAUGAACUUCGAAAACCUGAUGAGGAAGGGGAUGGGUGCUCGAACGAUGACGAGUCGGGUUUUGGCUCUAUAGUUGGGACCCGGUUUUCUGGUGGCGUAUCACCAACAGAGAAUGAGAAAAUGACCAUGACUUGCAAAGGGGAACCGCCAUUUGAGUAUGUUCCAUCUGGAGAAGAGGACGAAAGCAACGAAGAUGAUCCCUUUUUAGCCGGAAGGCCUGUGUGGGCGCCCUGGAAGCUUGGCAAGGGCGCAGACAACAUACUGUGGCCCGGCAUUUCUCUUCACCGUGAGCGAAACAAGGAAAUUAUCCCUGACGCAGCGUUGAAGAUGAAGGUGAAGGGUUCCUCAGCCAAUUCACAUCAGCUAGUCAUUUUCUUUGGUGAUCGCACUUAUCAGUGGUUGCCAACAUCGAGCCUGAUCAACUUUAGGGACGCGCGGUUCAAGGAAUGCAUGAAUCAAAAUGUGAAAAGAUACGCAGCCACAUUCCAGCGCGCGUGUGAAGAAGCAAGGGUUUGGUUUCGGACAUGGAAGAACGUUCAAUUUCAAAAUCACCAUCGUAGUCUAUCACAACAGGAGCAGGGCAACCCACCAUAUACAGAAGGUACAGGUACCAAACCUGACACAGAGAAUACAAUUACUCGAUGGGCCCAUAGAAAUGGGUUAGCAGAAAGAUUUGAUUUUGAUACUUGCAAAUCUAAAUUACUGGCUGGCCAGAACAUGACAGUUCUUCCUCACAUAUCUGGUGGCACACGUCUUCUUGGAAUAGUAAGUUCUGGGCCUGUCAGCUAUGCAGGUGCCCUUGGAUCCUCCGCCGAACCUGAGCCAUGCGGUUUCUGCCGCAUUUGUCACUCUCGUACCACAGCUGCAAUGCGUGCAGCAACAUUGAGCGACGUCAAACACAACAUACAGCGGCACCUCAAGUGCCCCCAGAUACAUAUAGUGCAGAUGGCGCGCACGGGCCACGUGGGUGCUUUACUUGCACUCCGACGCGAGAACGCCGUAGGAAUUAGGGUCAUGCUCUUGAUGGAUCCAAAUGGCAUCUUUUCGUGUGGAAAGAUCAGCUCAUUUGACAGCACCCGGUUCUCACAUGAUGUUAAAUUUGAUGAUGGAGUCGUGGCAACUAGGCUCAUGCUGUGGGACGAGUCUAUACAAAUUCUUGAAAAGCAAUCGGACCCAAGCUCACAUGCACCUGUAGCCGUUUCAUUUCAUGCUGCAGAACAUGCCAAGUUGGGGCUGCCAUCCAGGGAAGCUUUUGCGAAAAUGAUUAGCUCUGCAGAACGUGAGAUGAAGCUAGAAAAGGACGAUAACGACUGUGCAAAAAUCCGGAAACGCAAAUCACCCGAUGUACCAGUAGAUGUGCUUGGUUUGGCUGGUGUACGAUGCGAGUCAUGCGCCCGGUCACACAAAGGGAUAGCGUAUUGCAUCGCCCGUGGGCACAAUCGAAAAAGUGUCAGUAAAGCGAAGGCCGCAACGCUGAGCUCAAAUACGCAGAGCACAAUCCACGAAUUCAAGGCAGAGGCCAUGCCGCGCGCGACGGUUCGCCGAGGUGGUAAUGGUAAAUUUGUUGUUUCCGAGUCAGUCGGUGCGGCACUUGCAACUGCAGGUGUAGAAAUUCCUGAGCGUUGCCCUCUUUGUAUUCGCCGCAAGAAAGGCUUAGCACACUGCCUGAAAAAAGGUCACAUCGCAGGGGCAGAGACUGCAGCAGCUAUGAUUGUUCCGGAUAGUCUGACUCGCUGGUCAAAUAAGGGGGUUUCCACUGCACGAAAGCUGCACGAAGAUAUUUACGGCGCGGCAUUGACAGAAUCCCAGCAGACGAUCAUUCUUGCAUCAGACGCGCAAGGACUGCGCGCAUGCCAGAGUUAUGAAGACUCAGGAGGGAUUGCCCAAAAUAACUCGGUGACAACGCAAGCGAUAGCAGCAGCAGCCAUGGCGGCAGCAUUUGCAAGAGCGGCUGGUCGGGCACCCGUGCCCGUCAGGCCCGCGAACUCCCCCUGAAAUACCUCAUCAUCUCCAUAUGCUUCGCGAUCUGCAUCGCCCUGC